GCUGCUCGCGCUAACACAGGAGGGGCCCGGGUUUGUUUCCGGGUCAGGGGUGACGGCGCCAUAUUGUCGGGCUCGGAGCGAGCGAGCGGCUGCGAUCGGGAGAUUUUGAACAUUUGCAGCUCAAAAGUCAAUGAUGUGGGACCAAGGUGGUCAGCCUUGGCAGCAGUGGCCUUUAAGCCAGCAACAGUGGAUGCAGUCGUUUCAGCAGCAACAAGAUCCAAGUCAAAUUGAUUGGGCGGCAUUAGCACAGGCAUGGAUUGCACAAAGAGAGGCCUCGGAGGAAUCCGUAACAGCACAACAGCCAGUUAUAAUACCCAAUGGACAGGCAGUACAUAACAUCGAAAAUAAUCAAGACAAUCAUGGAAAUUUUCCAGGAGAUCCUAAUUUCAACAGAAUGUGGGAACAGGAUUGGGGAAUGCAACACCACAGACCACCUCCCCCACCACCAGACCAGCAGCAGUGGAUACCAACCCCAGCCCCCAUGGACAUAGUCCCUCCAUCGGAGGACAGUAGCCAGGACAGUGGUGAGUUUGCACCAGACUCUAGACGUAUGUUCAAUCAAGUCAAUAACAACAAUUUUGGAGGAGCACCAGAAAACUUUGGAAUGGGAUCUGUGCCGGUCAGCCAAUUUGAUUAUCAGCAUGGAGCAGCCUUUGGUCCUCCUGGAGGAUUUCAUCCACCUUAUUGGCAACCUGGGCCACCACCCAAUCGUAGAGACAGGCCCUCUUAUAGAGAUCGCCCACGUUCCCCCAUAACAGUAAAACAAGAACCUCCUGCACUUGAUGCUGUGAAACGGAGAACGCUGCCAGCUUGGAUUCGUGAGGGGCUGGAGAAGAUGGAGCGAGAAAAGCAGAAAAAACUUGAAAAAGAAAGGUUAGAAAAAGAGCGUGCUCAAUCGUCAAAACACAAAAAAGAUCCAGAAGAGGUUCCUGAAGAAACUGAUGGGCCACGAUUGCCUCAUAAAAGUAAAUUUGACAGUGAUGAUGAAGAUGAGGAGUUUGAAACCACUGAAACCAAAAUUAGCGACAAACCAAGUAGGAGUCCCUCGCCAGUUGCUCAGGAAGAACAAAGCGAACCAGAAAUGACUGAAGAAGAAAAAGAAUUUCAGAUGAUGAUAAUGAUGAAGACUUUGCUUACAGAAGUUCUUUUAGAAGUAACAAAUGAAGAAAUCUAUUAUGUUGCCAGAGAUGUUCAUCGUAAAGCUACUAAAGCUCCUGCAAAGCAGCUGGCACAGUCCAGUGCACUGGCUUCUCUAACUGGACUUGGUGGACUGGGCGGGUAUGGCUCUGACAGUGAAGAUGAAAGGAGUGAGAGAGCCUCUGAAUCCUCUGACACAGAUGAUGAAGAACUACAUCGUAGAAUCAGACAAAAGCAGGAUGCCUUUCGACGUAAAGAAAGGGAAUUACAGCUUCUACUACAACAACAACAGGAGAAACAAAUGGAAGAUGCAAAACAUCAACAAGAAGGGAAAUUUUUCAGGGAGGUGGAUAUUAAAGAACAGAAUAAAGAACAUAGUGGCAGUACAGUAAAGCAGGAUGGGAAAGAAAAAGAGUGUGAAACUGUCACUGAAAAGAAAAGAACUCAGAGUGAAACUGACCCCAGCUUAGAAAUGAGUAAAAGUUUGAGUGAGAAAAAUUUGAAGGAAAAACCUUCAAGAAACAGAAGCUCCUCCAGCAGCAGUAGUGGGAGUAGCAGCACCAGUGGCACCACUAGCAGCAGUAGUAGAUCCAGGAGUUCGACUUCCAGCAGCAGUACAGAAAGCAGUAGUAGCUCUUCCUAUUCCUUUUCUCCCAAGAGAAAGAAAAAGUGGAGCCGUAGCAGAUCCCCCUCCCGUAAAACUAGACGGACAAGCAGAAGCCAAAGUUACACUCGCAGGCGCAGAAGCCGUGAUCGACUCAGAAGAAACAGUAGAAAUGGGAGUUGGGAAAGACACAGGCAUCGUAGUGGGUCCCGAAACAGAAGGAGUGGAGAUAGGCAUAGAAGUAGAAGCAAGAGUGAUGUCAAGCGUGUAAGUCGCAGUAGGAGCAAGGAAAGACGUAGGAGUCCUGAAAGGCGUAGAAGUCAUAGCAGAGGGAGGAUAAGACAAAGGGGAAGUAGUAAAGACAGGGAUAGGGAUAGGAAAAAAAAUAGAAAUGGAAGUUCAGAGCGGGUUAAAAAGAGAGAGGAGAAGAAAAGGGAAAAAGAGAAGGAUCAGGACAAAAAGAAAGACAAACCGAGAAAGGAUAAGCAAAAGGAGGAUAAAGACAGCUGUAAGUCCAGCAGUCAAGAUGAGAGUAAGUUGAAGCGGAAGAGGGAGUCAGAACGGACUUAUGCACAUAGUAGCUCCAGUAAACUGCCACAACAAUAUUCCAGGCAGGAUAGCAAGUCCAGCAAGAAAGGAUCUACAAAGGAUGGUAAAAAGUAUUCUGACACCGAAUCUAGUGCAAGGAGCAGCUCACAUUCUCCAGUUAGCAGCAGAGAGAAGAAGGCAAAGAAAUCGAAACGCAGUCGCUCAAGAUCAGUGGAAAAAUCUCAAAGGUCUGGUAAGAAGGCAAGCCGCAAACACAAGUCUAAGUCACGAUCAAGGUCGAGGACACCCAAUAAUCGUAAGCAUUAAGGGGAAAAAAAAAUGUGGCAGCCUUGCCAUGAUCAGAAAUUCCAUGAGUUUUGGAGGCUUGUCUCAUUAUAGAGGCAUACGUGACAACUGUGUAGGUGUUUAUAUAUGUAUAUAGGUGUAAAUUUUUUCCAAGUGCUGUCUAUAGUUCAGUACUUCAGGUUUUAUUUGUAUUGCAUUCUUCUGAGAUUAUUCACACUGUAAAAACAAUUUGCUUUCAGUUGUACCAUUUUAACAUAAAACUUACACUAACUGUAGUUUGCUGUCAAUAAACUUUUCAGAUUGGUUUUGUUAAA
Hemiscyllium ocellatum (epaulette shark) is the source of this 2889-nucleotide messenger RNA. It is a transcript of the gene pnisr, whose product is annotated as PNN-interacting serine/arginine-rich protein. The record is from RefSeq and is a predicted model, not a curated record. Bases 131 to 2596 code for a protein of 821 amino acids. Gene Ontology annotation, molecular function: RNA binding. Gene Ontology annotation, cellular component: presynaptic active zone; nuclear speck. The transcript is spliced from 12 exons. Lineage: Eukaryota; Metazoa; Chordata; Chondrichthyes; Orectolobiformes; Hemiscylliidae.